Messenger RNA from Bicyclus anynana (squinting bush brown), 5505 nucleotides. RefSeq names its product G-protein coupled receptor Mth2. Bases 289 to 1851 code for a protein of 520 amino acids. The transcript has 9 exons. Gene Ontology annotation, biological process: cell surface receptor signaling pathway. Gene Ontology annotation, molecular function: G protein-coupled receptor activity. Gene Ontology annotation, cellular component: membrane. The record is from RefSeq and is a predicted model, not a curated record. NCBI's taxonomy places the organism in Eukaryota, Metazoa, Arthropoda, Insecta, Lepidoptera, Nymphalidae.
CACCUCAGUCACGAUUUCGAUCUCGCCACGUCAACUUGUACGUGUACGACGAGUCUACUUUCCGUAAACUUUAGAAUUCUCGUUACGGAACGUAUAUCGUUUAUCUCAAUCGCCGGAAAAUUUGUGAUCGUCCGGAAUUUUUGUGCGUGAAGUGAUUUAUUAAAUCUAUAUCAGUGGCGUUAAUUUGCGGCUGUUUUUGGUUUUACUUCCCGUAACAGCCGUGACUACAUACAAAUUAUACGUCAGGCAGCUAAAACACAAGGUUAAAGUUAUAAAAAACUAAACAAAAUGCUAAGACUGAUAAUUUUAACUACGCUUAUAUCAAUAAGUUUAUCCAAAACAUGUGAAAAAAAAACUAGUGUAGACAUAACAAACGGAGUGCACAUGACAGAUGGUGCCAUCCAUCACAGAGGACUUCGGUACGGUUCGCAGAAGUACUACACCGACAGUAACAACACUGUCAGAGGCUGUGUGUGCGAGAUAAAGACUUGCGCCUCUAAGUGUUGCCCUUUAGGAUACGGGUACAGUCGACAGAAGAGGGACUGCGAGAAACUGCCUGAAGACACGUUCGAUCCUCCUGUUUUGGAUGAAUAUUUUCACCCCGAACGGGUGAAGGCGAAGGAUCAUUUUCAUUUCAUCGAAGGAAGGCCGGACUGUGAAGGAUCCAAUAAAGCGCGCAUUAUCAUUUCGCAACUCACUACUGAAUACCACUUGAGAAUUGACGGGAGACUUUACACCGAAGUAAAGCAUAACAUUCCACCGUGGAUGCUGAAAACGCAGAACGAGUAUUGCGUGGACACAUUCAUUGUAGAGAAAGAGGAUGGCUCGAGGAAGACCAGCUUCGACGCUCUAGUGUGCUUCAAGAGGGACGAAGACAACCAACAUUACGGAAUCAGUUCAUCAUGUAUGCUCAUUUCGUGCCUAUUCAUCCUCGCGACUGUGGGGGUCUACGGCUGGUUACCGGAGCUACGGAACCUGCACGGAAGGGUGCUGAUGAGCUACCUCAUGUGUCUCUUCGUGGCCUUCGCCUUCCUCAGCACCAUGCAGAUCUUGCUCAUGUCUAACAACAUCACCAUCAACCAAUGUGUUGGUUUCACUAUAGUCAUCUACUUCAGUCUGCAAUCAGCAUUCUUUUGGUUGAACGUGAUGUGCUUCGACAUCUGGUGGACUUUUAGUGGAAAUCGUGGUAUGACCAUAGAGAAAAUGACAUUACGAGCCAAGUUCUGCGCGUACGCUCUUUACGCAUUCGGCAUACCGUCUGUUUUAACCAUAAUAAUGGCAUCUUUGGAAUUUUCUGGACUACCGCCGCACCCGUUACUGCCUAUGAUACGACGACAAGGAUGCUUCUUGUAUGGUAAAAGCAGACUGUUCUAUCUGUACGGACCAAUAGUGGUGCUGUGGUUCGCAAAUCUGUUAUUUUUCAUCCUGACCGCUGUGAAGAUAACGCAGAUUAAAAAGCAGACUUCAGUUCUAAAGUCCCGGGAGAGCGCCACACACGACAGACAAAAUAACGAAAGGCAAAGUGUUAUUUGCUUUUCCAGACUGCUGCUUUACGUGAAGCUAUUCCUGGUGAUGGGCAUCAACUGGCUGUUGGAGGUGUUCAGCGCCAUUUACCCUGAAGCUGAAUACAUUUGGUGUUUCGUCGACGGUUACAACGUCCUCAUCGGCCUCAUUGUAUUCAUUAUAUUCGUAUGCAAGCGGAAGAUCUUCAGAUUGAUGAAGAAAAGGUUAGAUACCACCAAGUCCGAGGCGAUCCCAUGUCUAAGAGUCAAACUUCUACUCGCACUUUCUCCUCCAUCACCAGGGACGAAAUUUGUCUCACCUCUAAACCCUAAAUUAAAAAUAAAAUAACAUAAGUAAAAUACAUCACAUCAAAAACAUCUGAUUUCUUCAGAUAAUUCCUACCUACAAGUCAAAAUUUAAUAUUUUGAAAAGCACCCAACACUUAUUGUUUAGCUAGAAUAUUCAAACACAAAUUUUUCAAAUAAGCUCUUUUAUUCAAGUCUUUUUGUUGUUAAGUGAAGUCUGUCAGAGUCACACCACCGGCACAGAUCCGCAUCUUACGCAUCGCAUCAAACGGAUUUUAGUAUUAUUUGUAUAGAAAGUCAUACAAGUGCGUCCACUGAUCCGCAUCAUACGGAUCUUAUCUACAGUAAAAUACAAUAAAAAAUCCGUUUGAUGCGAUCAGUGGACGCCCACCUUUACUGGACGCCUACGUUUAGAAAGAAAAACUAUACGAUAUCUAUCUUCGGUGUUCGUAAUAUUAGGUAAAGACAACCAUACCAUGUUAACUAUUUACCUAAAGCUAAUGAACUGACACCAGAAGUAAUUAAUGUCAGCCACUGACGAUCAAGCAAACUCACUUGCCUGCAGCGCUAACGGCUUGACAGCUGAUAAAACAAAUCGGCAUGAUUUCAUGCACUUCACGACCAACCCACGAUCAGUUUUAUCGAACGUCAAGCCUUUAGCCACCUUUAGCGCUGCAGGCUUGUGAGUUUAUAUGUCACCAGAGUGACUAGCGUAAUUGGAGCUUUCCCAGGGAAAAUUCUUACAUUCUAGAAUUACAUGAUCAAAAUGACGAAAUUGAUUUAUUUAAGUAAAUCUCUGAAUUAUCUACCUAAUAGCAUAUCACUCACAUAGUGAUGAUGUAAAGAUUUUCUAAAGAUAAGACGUUCUAAAGUUAUGCUAUGUAUCUAUUCCAUAAUGUUUUCAGUUUUUCAUUUCAAGUAAGGAUAGCUCACAAGCACUUUUGCAAUGUCUCUCUCGGAAUUUAUACUGAGAAGCGUUAGUAAAAUAAUUAGUAGUUGCUCUUUUGAUAUAAUCAUCGCUUACAAUUACGUACAUUUAUAAAAUAUAUUGUACAAAUAUUGUACACUGUAGCGGGAAAUUGAAGAGGAAUUGAGUGCGCUAUAUAUCCCUAUAGAUUGAUCCAUCGCCACAAUCAAUGUUGGAUGUAAUGAUGGGUACCUAAUUAUUUAAUUAAAAUUUUCCAUAAAAUUACAUCAUUACAAUGUACUCGAAAUUAUGGCAGGAAGGAAAAUCAUGAGUAUUUCAGAAAACUGUUUAUUUAAACAUUAAUAGACGCCACAGCUGCGUGGUUCUAGUUCCCGUUGGAAUACAGAGACAAAAUAUAGCCUAUAGCACUCGGGGAUAGUGUAGCUUCCCAACAGUGAAAGAAUUUUUCAUAUCGGUUCAGUAGUUUCAAUGUUUCAAUGCAAACAAACAAACAAACAAUCAAAUCUUUCCUCUUUAUAAUAUUAGUAUAUGUGACAAAGUUCACAUACUUAAUUAAAUAAUCAUCGCUACAUUUGAUGGUGUGAUGAUGAAAGAGCGCGUUUCAAACAAGUGGCCUACAUGCUUACAGCUAUAGAUAGGGUUGUCAAUAUGUCUUGAGAAAAAUAUAGUAUUUUUCAGAUUUAGGUAUAAAAAAAAUAUAGUACGCUUAAAGAAAAUGUAAUAUUUUCCAGAUUAUGUGAAAACACGCGUAUAUUUAAAAAACUAUAUUUACUUGCACUUGUUGCAUUUUAUUUGUCUAAAAUAAGAGUGUCAUAUGUCAUGUUUCUAUAUGAUUUUUCACAUAUAAUUUUUAAAUUAUUUUUAUAUUUUUCAAAUCUAAAAGCAUUUUUCUUAAUUCACUUGAUUUAUGUUUAGAACUCGACGAAACAAGUUUGGAUACAUCAAACGCUAUUGCAUUUGUCGAAAUCUUAAAGAAAGAUUUGUUUCAUUAAUGAAAAUGAAAUGAAAUGUAUUUUUGCGUACUAUAUAUUUCUUCAACAGUAUAUAGUACGCAGACUCGUAAUAUAGUACAUUACUAUAAUAUAAUUAUAGUACAGCUGGCAACCCUUGCUGCAAACCACACGCAUAUUAUGAAAUGAAAGAAUUUAAAGAAGUCUUUGCCAACCACUCGUCACAUACAUACCGAGUUAUUUACUAAUUUAACUGUUUUUAACCGACUUCCAAAAAGUAGGAGGUUCUAUACCUUCGGCUGUAUGUAUGUUUUUCUUUUUUUAUGUAUGACCAGCGAUAUUUCCGUCAUUUAUGGACCGAUUUUGAAAAUCAUUUUUUUUUUAAUUUUUUAAAAUCUAAUUAUCAAAUGCAUUCCUAUAACUAUUGUACAAAUUAUAAGGUUAUAACGUACUACUAAGUAAUUAAUGAAUCACAAUAAACCCAUUACAGAUUAAUAUUAAUGUUGAAAUAAAAAGUAAACAUGAUAUUUCUUAACUAGUCUCGAAAAGUUAAUAAGUAAGUAGUUUUUUUUUAUAUUUUUUAUUAUUAUACUUAUUAGUUGUACAAUUUAUAUUUUUAAUAUAAAUAGUCGUCAGUCAACGUUUAUGAUAUAAUUAAAUUAAAAAUAGGUUUAAAAUGUUUUUUUUUUAUGAAAUGAAAUAUAGAUUUUAUUAAAGUGAAAAUAAAACGAAUAAUUAAAACUUUAGAAGCUACGUAUAAGCUGUUUUGGUGCAAAAUUUAUAUUGUUAACAGUAAUUUUAUUAACUAUCAUUAAUAUUAAAAUAAGCCUGGCAGCAAUGAUUAUAAAAAAAAUCCCCUGAGCGUGACAUUGAUAACCACAAGUAGAAAAGGAAUACUAAAAAAUAUGAUGGAUAAAUAUUUUUAUUGCAAUAUGCAUAUAGGUAUGCGUUAAAAUUUUCCCGCAUUCUAAGGAUAGGCGUCCACUUAUCCGCAUCGUAGGUACGCAUCGCAAAUUUUAAGGUAUAUUAGUGCAAUACGAUGCGGAUCACUGGACGCACUUGUAUAAUAUUUUAACAUAAACAAAGAAUACUACGUGCUAUGUGGACGCCUACCUUAAGACGUGUGACCCGCGCAACACAUGCGAUAUAAUAUUAUGUUUUUUUCUUACCCGUUCCCCGUUCUAUCUUCCCGUUCCGUAGUUGGGAUGUAAAUUAUUACAGGUUAUAUAUUAUUACAUUUAUUUAUCAAAGGCAUAGGCCUCAGGCUGUCUUUAAAAGGCUAGAAGGCUUUAGGAGAGGAGGUUUAAUGCUUCGACCACCAUGCUGAUUCAAUACGUGUUAGGGGCGCAAUAAUGUUGGACAAAGUAAUUUUUUGUAUAUAUUGUGGUUACUAGAGCUUAAUAAAGAAUUUUAAUUUAAAUUCCAUAAUGCAGGCUUUAUCGAUUCGCUGCCUACACGAAUAUUUCGCUAGCUGCUACAAUUAUUUUACAAACUUACUCAUUAUUUAAUACAUGUAUUAUGAUCUCACAGAAUGUAAAGCAUUUUUUCAUAAUCUCACUUUUAAUGUAAUGUAAAAUUAAGUUUAGAACUAGUACGAGAACUUCCUCUAUAAAUGGGCUAUCUAACAAUGAAAGAAUUAUUCAAAUCGGACCAGUAGUUCUUUAGAUUAGAUUAACACACCAUACACCAUUGACCUUUCUCUAUAUUAAACAUGGCACUGUUGUCACGUAGAAAGUAGAAAGUAUUUAGUUUAGUAUUAAGAUUUAUUGUUAUUUUAGGAUAAUUUUCCUGUAAUAAAAUAAUUAUGUGAUCUACCUCA